This is a messenger RNA of Medicago truncatula (barrel medic), 953 nucleotides long. Its product is annotated as defensin-like protein 19. The coding region runs from base 85 to 612 and encodes 175 amino acids. The record is from RefSeq and is a predicted model, not a curated record. NCBI's taxonomy places the organism in Eukaryota, Viridiplantae, Streptophyta, Magnoliopsida, Fabales, Fabaceae. Gene Ontology annotation, biological process: defense response. The transcript has 3 exons.
ACCUAAAUUCCUUCCUAUAAAUACAUCGACACAAACAUCUUAUAUGUACCCACAAAGUAAAGAAAGUUACAUUAUUUAGCAAACAUGACUUCCUCUGCUAGUAAAUUCUAUACCAUCUUCAUUUUUGUCUGCCUUGCCUUUCUCUUUAUUUCCACAUCUGAGGUGGAAGCAAAACUUUGUCAAAAGCGAAGUACAACAUGGUCAGGACCUUGUCUUAACACAGGAAACUGCAAAAGACAAUGCAUUAAUGUGGAGCAUGCUACUUUUGGUGCUUGUCAUCGUCAAGGCUUUGGUUUUGCUUGCUUCUGCUACAAAAAAUGUGCUCCAAAGAGUAUAUUGUUAACAUUAUUCUUUAAAACGAUUAUUAAAAUGCCAAAACUAAAAUAUAACAAUAUAAAUGUAACAAUUAAUCAUUAUGAUCGAUGCAUAUCACCUCCAGAUAUAUGUGAGGUGGAACCUAAACUUUGUGAAAGGCGAAGCAAAACAUGGUCAGGACCUUGUCUUAUCUCAGGAAAUUGUAAAAGACAGUGCAUCAAUGUUGAGCAUGCAACUUCUGGUGCUUGUCACCGUCAAGGCAUUGGUUUUGCUUGCUUCUGCAAGAAAAAAUGUUGAGUACUUUGUUUAUGAUCAAUCAAUUUCCACCUUUAUUAUGAUAUUUCACAAAAUAUAUAAAAUAAGAGUUUGAAGAAACUACAAAGUAAGUCUAAACGAAUUUUAUACGUCAAUAAAAUUUACUACUUUGUCUAUCAUUUCAUUUUUAUCAGUAUAAUUUGAAUAAAAGUGUACAAAGUGACAAAGUAGUAAAUUUUUAUUGCAUAUAGUGUAGAAUUAAUUUACACUUUACUUUGUAGGCUCCUUCAACUCAUGAAUAAUGGGUGGAAAUGAAAAAUAUUUUAGUUUUAUUUUAUAUGUAUGUUACUAUGCAAUAUUAUAUUGCAUAUGUUUGUAUGUUA